GGCCCCUCCACGCUUCCUGUGUGGGGUUCAGAACCUCGCCUCCCCUCCCAGCCUUAGGUGCCUCCUUCGGAAAAUGAAGUAAUAAGCCGCCGGCCUCCGCCAUCUUAGGUAGAGCAAGGGUCCGUCCAGUGAGAGAAGGAUGCAGCCGGGGAGCCUCUGGAGAAUUCUGGGACUCUGUCUCUUAUUAGUUGGCUCUUGGGGGCAGGAAGAAGAUAUGGAGGAACCUUCUGGUUAUAAAGUCUCCAUCUCUGGAACUAUGGUAGUGCUGACAUGCCCUGAGGAGGUUGAUCCCAAAUCUACAAAAUGGGAAAAAAAUGGGAAAACAAUAGAAGGAGCUACUGAAACACAGUACAUUAUGCCUACAUUUUCAGAAGUGGAGGACAGUGGUUCUUAUACCUGCUUUUCAGACGAAUCGAAGAAGAACUCUCUCUACCUGAAAGCAAGAGUGUGUAAGAAUUGCAUAGAGGUGGAUCUGAGGGCGGUGGUCGCAAUCAUCGUCGCUGACAUCUGCAUCACUCUGGGCGUGCUGCUGCUGGUCUAUUACUGGAGCAAGAAUAGAAAGGCCAAUGCCACAGCCGUGAUGAGAGCAAAAGGUGCUGGCGGCAGGACUAGGGGACAAAACAAGGAGAAGCCACCACCUGUUCCCAAUCCGGACUAUGAGCCCAUCCGGAAAGGCCAGCAGGACCUGUAUUCUGGCCUGAAUCAGAGAGGCAUCUGACGGUCCUGAGGACACAGCCUCCUCCAGGCCCAGGUCUGGCUUCUCCAGGACCUGCUACUCCCUGUGCCCUGGGUAAUUCCUGGACCCCAGAAGAGAAUUGUUCCUCUGCCUUCUGGAGAACUCACACCGUGCACCCUUGUCCCCAGCUUCCUCCAUCCUCCCUCCUGUGCUGACAUGCAGUCCUAGACUAUCUCUGCCUCAUUAUCCUGUGAGAUAUCACGCGCUUGCACCCAGACUGCCCUCUGGUCCCGGUACUUAUUUCUGUCAUUCACCCUCACCAUCACCUGUUCCUUCCUACCCUGCGGGAGAUGUCCCUGCUCCUUCCCUUCCACCUUCCCUGGGCAGAACAUGGCCCCUGUCCCUAACUAUUCCGUCUACCUCUCUAUUUUUCCAGAUCUCUCUUUGGCACCCCUUUGUGGGGAUGGACUGGGUAACUCUGGCAGGGCUCUUGCCCCAUUCGCAGACCCUGGCCCAGAGCCAGCCCCUUACUUCCUACCCCAGGUCUUCCCUGCAGGCCCCUUCAUGAAUACGCUAGGCUCCCUGUCAGCUGAGAGAGAAAAGAAAUAAAGUGUAUUUGGGCUGAGAGAGUUGCUGUCCCUCUUCUGGGAUGCCCUCAGAGGCUGCCUUGUUUCCUCAUGUCCUCUGCCUCAGUUGCCCUGCUAUGAUCCCUCAAGCAAGUGCUACCUGUUUUCACAGCCAGAGGGGGCAUUAGCUCCCACUGUCUUUCGAGAGGGUGUUAGGGAAUAAAUAAAAAAAGAGAGAGAGAGAGACAAGGAGGGGGUGGAUGGUCCUCUGACUCACUUCUAUUGGAGAAAAACACCAAGGAUGGCAGAGAGUGACUGAUUGGUCUUCGAUGAGGUGGUCAGUUCAGAAAACAGAGGACAGAAGCCUUCAAAGGCAGGUGUGGGCGACGGAUGGGAGCUUGAAGGCUGUGGGGCGGGACCCGGAUUUCCACAAGCUGCUGCUGAGAGGAAGCGGGGCUGAGCCCCAGGCCAGGGGAGUGGGGAGGGGAGAGGGAGGGGCACUGCUCGACAGCCUCCCUCCCCCGCUGCCAAGCAGCAGCCUGCAGCCAGAAGGGGGCUGCGGUUUGGCACGGCCCGGAUGUGGGCUGCGGGAGCCGGUAGCAGGGCCCGGUUCCCACCCGGGACCCUGUGCUCCUGCAGCACAGAGUGGAGGCCAGAGCUGUGAGAAGCCCCAGAGGGCCCCCUUCUCCCUCUCUGCACCCAGAAACCUCCCCAGCUGACCACAGCGCUAUUUAUGCACGUGGCCUCCACGGAAAGGCCAUUCAUGGUUAGCAGCCUGCCACGUGCCAUGCAUGCUCAGCCUCAGGCUUUUGGCUACUGGUUUGCUGGCUCUGCUGGAGGGUGCUUCUGCCCUCCAGGCACUCAACACCGCAAGCUCACAAGCAGAUGGUGAUGUUACCCAUCACUAGCUGCUGACCAGCCGGCUGGCCCUCUUGUCCCACAUGCGCCUGACAAUGUUCCAGGAAGGGGAGGUAUGGCUCAGGGUGAGGAAAACAGUAACAGCUAAUGUCUAGUGAGCCCUGACAAGCCUCUAGAAAUCACCUCAGCAUUUUCCAUGUGUUAUCUCAUUUAAUCCUUACAACAGCUCCACAAAGUAGACAAGAGAGAUGUUGUCCUCAUUUUACAGGUGAGGCUACGGAGACUCAGAGAGGUUAAGUUAUUUGCCCAGGUUGCACAGCAAGUGAGGGAGGGAGCCGGAAUGAACAGCCAGGACUGUCCAACUCCAACAUUCUGAACAGCUACGUGGUGCCAGUGCCGACCAGGAUCAUUCUGGUUUCCUGGCUUACAAGUUCUGUAUUUAAUCACUUAGGCACUCCUUCUGCGAGUGCUUUUCUCAUGGCUCCUGUCUGUCGCAGACCAGCUCUGUGCUAAGAGCUCAGGGGAGACCAAA
Molecule: messenger RNA, 2632 nt
Organism: Lutra lutra (Eurasian river otter)
Lineage: Eukaryota; Metazoa; Chordata; Mammalia; Carnivora; Mustelidae
Product: T-cell surface glycoprotein CD3 epsilon chain
Exons: 8
Coding region: 140-718 (192 amino acids)
Biological process (GO): positive thymic T cell selection; cell surface receptor signaling pathway
Cellular component (GO): external side of plasma membrane; membrane; alpha-beta T cell receptor complex
Molecular function (GO): transmembrane signaling receptor activity
Source: RefSeq, a predicted model, not a curated record